Messenger RNA from Kluyveromyces lactis, 507 nucleotides. RefSeq names its product glutathione peroxidase. Gene Ontology annotation, molecular function: glutathione peroxidase activity. The transcript has a single exon. Bases 1 to 507 code for a protein of 168 amino acids. NCBI's taxonomy places the organism in Eukaryota, Fungi, Ascomycota, Saccharomycetes, Saccharomycetales, Saccharomycetaceae. The record is from RefSeq and is a predicted model, not a curated record. Gene Ontology annotation, biological process: response to oxidative stress.
AUGAGUGACGAUUUCUACAGUUAUUCUUGUGAAACUAAAGAUGGGUCUGAAUAUCAUAUGAGUGAACUGCGAGGAAAAGUUGUUCUUAUAGUUAAUGUUGCAUCGAAAUGUGGCUUCCGAGGUCAAUAUGGAGAGCUACAAGAGUUGUACAAAGAAUUCCAUGCAAAAGGGUUUGAAAUAUUAGCAUUCCCCUGCAAUCAGUUCAUGAACCAGGAACCUGGUUCCGAUGAAGAAAUAGGAAAAUUUUGCCAGGAGCACUACGGUGUCAGUUUUAAAAUAAUGAAGAAGUGUAAAGUGAAUGGUGUCAAUGCUCUUCCGCUAUAUAAGUACUUGAAAGAUCAACAACCGCGAAUGUUUGGGUUCACGUUCGUUAGAUGGAAUUUUGAGAAGUUUUUGAUCGAUCGCUCAGGGAGAGUCCAUGGACGGUAUUCCACGUUGACGAAACCGAAAAGUAUGAAGGAAGACAUCGAACAAUUACUAAAACAAAAAAGCCAACUACAAUCAUGA